This is a messenger RNA of Trichobilharzia szidati, 306 nucleotides long. Lineage: Eukaryota; Metazoa; Platyhelminthes; Trematoda; Strigeidida; Schistosomatidae. The record is from the annotation of a GenBank genome assembly.
AUGAGCGAUAUGUGGCGCACGAAUUUGAAAUCCACCAUUAUUGAUUAUUUGCCAUUGAAUAUUGAACAAUUCACUAGUCUUACAGGCUAUACAACAACACUAAGGUCUGAAAUGUAUAUCUCACCAAUUCAAAUGUAUCAUGUGUAUUUUGAAGAAGAGAUUAUGCUUGAUGAACCAAUUCAUUUGUUAUGUUGGAAUAAUAUGAGACAAGAUUCAGUGUUCACUGACAGUUUAAAUUCAAUCAAUGCAUUAAAUUAUCAUGCUGUUUGGUAUGUUUCAAAAGGUUCUGUAAAUGAAUUAAAGUGA